AUUAGUAGACGAGCAAGAGAACCUUGGAUGUCAACGCCUAACAGGCUCUUGAGACCAGCCACCAAACCACAAAAAGCGACUCUCUUCUUGCGUGGCCUCUCCAUCCCUCCCGAUGGAGGCAGAAACGGGGAGCAGCACGGAGACUGGGAAGUCGGCCAACAGAGGCACUCGGAUCGCCCUGGUGGUGUUCAUUGGUGGCACCCUGGUGCUGGGCACCAUGCUUUUUCUAGUGAGUCAAGGUUUCUUAAGUCUCCAAGCUAAACAGGAGUACUGCCUGAAGCCAGAAUGCAUCGAAGCUGCUGCUGCCAUAUUGAGUAAAGUAAAUCUGUCUGUGGACCCUUGUGAUAAUUUCUUCCGGUUUGCUUGUGAUGGCUGGAUAAACAAUAAUCCAAUUCCUGAAGAUAUGCCAAGCUAUGGGGUUUAUCCUUGGCUGAGACAUAAUGUCGACCUCAAGUUGAAGGCACUUUUGGAGAAAUCAAUCAGUAGAAGGCGGGACACUGAAGCCAUACAGAAAGCCAAAAUCCUUUAUUCAUCUUGCAUGAACGAGAAAGCGAUAGAAAAAGCAGAUGCCAAGCCCUUGCUACACAUUCUGCGGCAUUCACCUUUCCGCUGGCCUGUGCUCGAAUCUAAUAUUGGUCCUGAAGGGGUUUGGUCAGAGAGAAAGUUCAGCCUUCUGCAGACACUUGCAACAUUUCGUGGUCAAUACAGCAAUUCUGUGUUCAUCCGUUUGUAUGUGUCCCCUGAUGACAAGGCAUCCAGCGAACACAUCUUAAAGCUGGACCAAGCGACGCUCUCCCUGGCCGUGAGGGAAGACUACCUUGAUAAUAGCACAGAAGCCAAGUCUUAUCGGGAUGCCCUUUACAAGUUCAUGGUGGAUACUGCCGUGCUUUUGGGAGCUAAUAGCUCCCGUGCAGAACAUGACAUGAAGUCGGUGCUUAGAUUGGAAAUUAAGAUAGCCGAGAUAAUGAUUCCUCAUGAAAACCGAACCAGCGAGGCCAUGUACAACAAAAUGAACAUUUCCCAACUGAGUGCUAUGAUUCCCCAGUUUGACUGGCUGGGCUACAUCAAGAAGGUCAUCGAUGCCAGACUCUAUCCCGACCUGAAAGACAUCGGCCCCUCCGAGAACGUGGUAGUCCGUGUCCCGCAGUACUUCAAGGAUUUGUUUAGGAUAUUAGGCUCUGAGAGGAAGAAGACCAUUGCCAACUAUUUGGUGUGGAGGAUGGUUUAUUCCAGAAUUCCAAACCUUAGCAGGCGCUUCCAGUAUAGGUGGCUGGAAUUUUCAAGGGUAAUCCAGGGGACCACAACUUUGUUGCCUCAGUGGGACAAAUGUGUAAACUUUAUCGAAAGUGCCCUUCCUUAUGUUGUUGGGAAAAUGUUUGUGGAUGUGCACUUCCAGGAAGAUAAGAAGGAGAUGAUGGAGGAAUUGAUUGAGGGUGUUCGUUGGGCCUUUAUUGACAUGCUGGAGAAAGAAAAUGAGUGGAUGGAUGCAGGGACUAAAAGGAAAGCCAAAGAAAAGGCAAGAGCUGUUUUGGCAAAAGUUGGCUAUCCUGAGUUUAUAAUGAAUGAUACUCAUGUUAAUGAAGACCUCAAGGCAAUCAAGUUUUCAGAAUCUGACUACUUUGGCAAUGUCCUGCAAACCCGCAAGUAUUUAGCACAGUCUGAUUUCUUCUGGCUGAGAAAAGCUGUUCCAAAAACAGAGUGGUUUACAAAUCCGACGACCGUCAAUGCCUUCUAUAGUGCAUCCACCAACCAGAUCCGAUUUCCAGCAGGAGAGCUGCAGAAGCCUUUCUUUUGGGGAACAGAAUAUCCUCGAUCUCUGAGUUAUGGUGCUAUAGGAGUAAUUGUUGGACACGAAUUUACACACGGAUUUGAUAAUAAUGGCAGAAAAUAUGAUAAAAAUGGAAACCUGGAUCCUUGGUGGUCAGUUGACUCAGAAGAAAAGUUUAAAGAAAAAACAAAGUGCAUGGUUAACCAGUAUAGCAACUAUUACUGGAGGAAAGCUGGCUUAAAUGUGAAGGGGAAGAGGACUCUGGGAGAAAAUAUUGCCGAUAAUGGAGGUCUGCGGGAAGCGUUUAGGGCUUACAGGAAGUGGAUAAAUGACAAGAGGCAGGGAGCUGAGGAGCCUCUCCUACCAGGUAUCACAUUCACCAACAACCAGCUCUUCUUCCUGAGUUAUGCUCACGGUCAAUGGUGCAAUUAGCAACUUUGAAGAAUUCCAGAAAGCUUUUAACUGUCCAUCCAAUUCCACGAUGAACAGAGGCACAGACUCCUGCCGACUCUGGUAGCUGGACUGCUGGUUCAUGCCAUUCUGAGAGAGCUGUACAGUUCCAGUAGAGGCUGCACUGAGCACACGUCGCCUCCUGCGUUAGGCCUGUAUUCCCAUGAGGACUUGUAUUUUUAACGCACCUUCAUUAUUUGGGUAUUACUUGGAUCUAAACAGUAUCUACUCAAAGUCAUAGAGCUUAAGAACAGAAUACAAGAAGUGAACCAAGUAUGUUUCUUUAGAAAAUCAAAUCAACAAAAAUAAAUCCCUGGGCUACUUUUGUUGAAAACGCUAUCUGCUGACUUGUUGCAAUUGUCCAUUUUAGUGUGUAAGCCACAGCUAAGUGGUACAUAGCAUUUUAAUCUACAGCUUUGCAGGGAGCCUAAGUAGAAUGUAUCCAGAAAAAAAAUCAGUCUAUUAAACUUUUAACCCUCAAUGAUGAGGCCAUGUGCAUGGAUACCUGGGAGGUCUUACUGACUUGUGAAAUGCAGCACUAGAUUUUAUGUAUGGUCAUUACGCAGCAUUUAAAAACUCGAAGGUAGUUAAAUUAGAAAUAUGUUGUAUCUUUAUUUUACAAUUUUUGAUGAAGUUUGUGCCUUUAGCUUUGGAAUCUGCUGGGAUGAAGAUGUGCCUCACAGCUUGCAUCUCAUACAGCUGACUGCCCUGUUCAAGUCAGUUUGAACAAAGCUGGGAGAAAGGCUACUGGUGAAGGAUUUGAGUUUGUCAAAUAGAAAAAAAAGGGUGCAUCGUUCAGUCCCAGAAGAAGUCAAAACUCCCAGCCAUGCAACAGCAGGAAUACCAGGAGAUGAAAUCUCCAAAAUUUGACGUGGCCUGCCCAAACCUCAGUGAUUAUGUCUGUCUGCCAGCCACUUUUCUUUAGCCCAGUUCCCAUUUGUCUUAUUACCUUCAUGCAUGUGUGUUCUCUCAUUUCUGAAAUUAGUAGGCAUCGAGGAGAUGCUUUUCUAAUUCCCCACUAGGAACAGGUGGCUGUCAUUCCAUUUUAGUGCGGAGGGCUGGACACUGCAUUGAGGAGGGUACGGAGUCCCUUCUGUGUUGGCUCAGUUAAUGUUACCUCUCUUUUAAAAAAACCAUUUUAAAAAAAAUGUCUGGAUUGAAGACAUUUUAUAAUCUAUUGGUUAAAUGUAAAAUUCUCUGCAUAGUCCAAAGAAACAUAACUGUCCAAGUCUUCUUCUAAGGAGCCUGCAAGAAAGAGCAGUACUGUGUUUUUGAUCCUCAGAGCUUUCUUCUUCCACGUGAACUCUGCUGUCUUUCAGUAGAGUGAGUGAGUGUGUGUGUGUGUGUG
Messenger RNA from Hipposideros armiger (great roundleaf bat), 3566 nucleotides. It is a transcript of the gene PHEX, whose product is annotated as phosphate regulating endopeptidase X-linked. Gene Ontology annotation, biological process: protein processing. NCBI's taxonomy places the organism in Eukaryota, Metazoa, Chordata, Mammalia, Chiroptera, Hipposideridae. The transcript is spliced from 21 exons. Gene Ontology annotation, molecular function: metalloendopeptidase activity. The record is from RefSeq and is a predicted model, not a curated record. Bases 113 to 2200 code for a protein of 695 amino acids. Gene Ontology annotation, cellular component: plasma membrane.